CAUUUUGAUAACGAUAAUGUCGUAAAGCAAAUAUCCUUAAAUGGUUAUUAAUUAAUCUUGAUUUAGUCUUAUGUGCACCUUUAGGACCUUUAGGAUGUGAUUUAAAAAUCCGCAAUAUAUAUAUUUUUUUUUUUUACUUAUAAUUAUCGUAAUAAUGCCAUCACCGUGUAAAAGAUGUGGUGAAAAAUAUAUAUACACACAUAAUGCAAACAAUGAAUGGUGUAAACCAUGUCAAAUAAAUGAUUUAAAAAAUAAAUUUUUAAGUUGGAGCGAUAAUGAAAAAAUUGAUGAUUUUAUUCAAGAAAUGCAAAAUAAAAUUGUUGAUUAUCAUGAUAUAAUAUUCGAAUGGAUACCUUUUAAUCAAUUUAGAGAUAUUAAAGAAAUAGUUAAAAAUGAUUUUAUUACAUUUUAUUCAGCAAUAUGGGAAGAUGGUCCAUUGAAUUAUGAUAAUAAUGGAUAUGAGAGGAAACGAAAUAAAAAAGUCUUUUUAAAGUGUUUAUAUAAUUCAUUAUAUAUUAUUAAUGAAUUUUUAAAUGAGGUUAAAACAUAUUCAAUUAAAAAACAAGGUGAUAUUCCUAAAAUAUUUGGAAUAUCUCAAGAUCUAGAUACUAAAGAAUAUAUUAUGGUUCUUGAUGAUGAAUAUUGUGAAAAAUGUGACGAAUCUUUAGAUGAAUAUAGGUGGUGUAAAUCAUGUCAAAUAAAUUAUUUAGAAAAAAUUUUUACUAAUUUGAGUGGGAACGAAGUAAUUGAUGAUUUUGUUCAUGGGAUGCGAUUAAAAAUGGAAAGUUCUUAUGAAUCAGUAUUUGAAUGGAUACCAUACGAUCAGUUUGAUGAUAUUAAAGAAAUAAGUAAAGAUAAUUUUAAUACAAUAUAUUUGGCAAAAUGGAGGGACGGCCAAUUAUACUACCAUGAUAGAUGGUUUAGAAAGCCGGAUAGCAAAAUCAUUUUAAAAUAUUUGCAUAAUUCACAAAAUUAUACUACCGAAUUUUUAAAUAAUGAGGUUAAAGAUUAUUCAUUAGAUAAACUUGAUGGAGUUCUUGGAAUAUCUCAGGAUCCAAGUACAAAUGAUUAUAUUAUAGUUUUUCAAUAUUAUCAUUGUGAAAAAUGUGGAAAACGAUAUACUAAUGGGCAGGAUAUGAACUUUAAAUGGUGCACAUCAUGUCAAAUAAAUUAUCUGGAAAAAAAUUUUACAAACUGGUCAAGUGGAAAUGAAGAAAUUGAUGGUUUAAUUCAAAAAAUGCAAUUAAAAAUCGAUAGUAUGUUUGAUAAAGUAUUUGAAUGGAUCCCAUAUAAUCAGUUUAGUAAUAUUGAUGAAGUAGAAGAAGGUGAAUUUUCAGCAAUAUGGAAAGAUGGUCCAUUAAUAUUUGAUUAUGAUAAAAAGGAAUGGAUAAGAAAAUCAGAUAAAAAAGUCGGUUUAAAAUAUUUAUAUGAUUCACAAAGUAAUAUUGGUGAAUUUCUAAAUGAGGCUAAAGCAUAUUUAGAAGAUGAAUUGGAAGAUAUUGAAAUACAUGGAAUAUCUCAGGAUCCAAAUACAAAUGAUUAUAUUAUUGUUCUUUGGCAAAAUGAUUCUUAUGAAUCUUGCGAAAAAUGCGGUGAAGAAUAUUUAAAUGAAUUUAAUGAAGAUAAUAAAUGGUGUAGAAAAUGUCAAAUGGAUGAAAUAAAUAAUAAUUUUUUGGAUUGGAGCGGUGAUGAAAGAAUUGAUAAUUUCAUUCAAGAAUUACAAUAUAAAAUUGAUGAUCCAAUUAAUAAUAUAAUAUUUGAGUGGAUACCAUAUAACCAGUUUAGCAAUAUUAAAUUAAUAGGUGAAGGCGGUUUUGCCGUAGUAUAUUCAGCAAUAUGGAGAGAUGGUUUAUUGAAAUAUAGUAAUAAUAAAUGGACAAGAACAUCUAAUACAAAAGUUGCUUUAAAAUAUUUACAUAAUUCACAAAACAUUAGUGAUGGAUUUUUAAAUGAGGUAUAAAAUUCAUUUUAUGAGUUUAUAUUUUGUAUUUUUUUUAUUUAUUUAAAAACAUUUUU
Molecule: messenger RNA, 2016 nt
Organism: Rhizophagus irregularis DAOM 181602=DAOM 197198
Lineage: Eukaryota; Fungi; Glomeromycota; Glomeromycetes; Glomerales; Glomeraceae
Source: RefSeq, a predicted model, not a curated record